UUCCCGUGGACCAGUACCACUUCUACUUCGACAUCAGCGCGAUGGAGAGGGGCGAGCAGAUGCUGAAAGCCGAGUUCAGGGUCUUCAAGCUGAAGAGGGCACAUGUGUCUAGGUCUGAUGUGAAACACUUCUGCAAAGUGGAAGUGUAUGAGCUUUUGGAGAGUGGAAGUAAGCCACAAAAAAACCGUCUCAUUGCAUCAAGGUUAUUGUCCCUGUACACAGAAGGUUGGGAAGUAUUCAACGUCACACAGACAGUUUCCAAGUGGGUUGGAAACAGCAGCUCCAACCAUGGCUUUUUGAUAACUACAACACAUGUAUUCAACAAUAGAAUUGAGCACAACCUGGUUAAGUUUGCUAAGAGCCAGGGCGCUUUGCAGGAGAGUAGAAAUGCUCUCCUUGUCCUCUUCACCAACAGUAACAAACGGAGGUCUUUCAGCUUUGUACCCUCUUCCACAAAACCAGAGAUGAACACUGCCAAAAAUGAUGGUUCACACAUGCCUCGUGAAACUCAGAUCAUCGAAAGCAGCAAUGCAAGCAUGAGCAGGAGACCUCGAGCUGCUGCAGUCCCUUCUGCCAAAAGCCAGGUAACAGCAUGUCAUCGGAGGGAACUCUACGUUGACUUCCGUGCUAUUGGCUGGUCAGGAUGGAUUAUUUACCCAAGUGGAUACAAUGCAUUUUAUUGCAGAGGAUCCUGUCUCUUCCCUUUGGGGGAAAGUCUAAAUGCAACAAACCAUGCUACAGUUCAGUCCAUAGUCCAUACACUUAAACUGUCUCAAGAUGUCAGCACACCCUGCUGUGUGCCAGAUGAAUUGAAGUCCCUCAAUCUUCUCUACUUUGAUGACAAAGAGAAUGUGGUCCUUAAAAAUUAUAAAGACAUGGUGGCAACGAGGUGUGGUUGUCAUUAG
Molecule: messenger RNA, 905 nt
Organism: Fulmarus glacialis (Northern fulmar)
Lineage: Eukaryota; Metazoa; Chordata; Aves; Procellariiformes; Procellariidae
Product: bone morphogenetic protein 2-A-like
Exons: 4
Biological process (GO): SMAD protein signal transduction
Cellular component (GO): extracellular region
Molecular function (GO): cytokine activity; growth factor activity
Source: RefSeq, a predicted model, not a curated record